AAUCUAUCUCUUUUACUUAAAAAAAUGGUUCAACCAAGAAGUCCUUGCCAAAUUCUCUUGAUCAUUGUUCUUUGUAGUGCACUAUGUUGGAGACCAUUGAUGUGCUCAAUGUUGGAAACCGUUGAUGGGCCAAUGGCUAUGGAUAAUAGAGAGAGCACUGAUCCAAAGAAUUACUAUUGUUGUAAAAGUUUUAACAGGCCGUCAUGUAAUCCACAAGUUUGUAACAAUGAUUGUACAAAAAAAGGCUUCAUGGUGAUGCUUAACAUGUAUAAUGAAGAGAAAGAAGUAACAAUUUAUGUGACAACCGAAAAAUUAAGGUAUAACCCUAAACCAUUUAGUUGUCAAAAUCAAGUUAAUGAUGAACUUGAUGAUGAAAAUGAGACAGACUCAGUUUGUCCAAGUCAAGAAAGCUAUCAUAGUCUUCAUAGUUCCGAUAAUGAAUAUAAGCUUCUAAAUUAUGGCGAAACUUAUGCAUAUACAUGUUGUGGAGAUAAAAAGUGUAAGUGGAGAAUUCAUGGUUCUCUUACACAAGAUGGGUUUACUUUUGAAGUAAAGAAAUUUAUAGAAACUCAUUCUUGUACUCGAAGCAACAAGAGUGGUAACAAAAAUGCCACUCAAUGAUGGAUUGUUGAUGUUGUUACCGACAAGUUGAAAUCUGAAGGCGACGUCUCUCCUGCAGACCUAAAAAGGUGGCUUAUGCAUACCUACAAUGUUGAAGUACCAUAUAUGAUAGUCUUUAGAGGAAGAGAACAAGCUUAUACCGAUAUGUAUGGCAAGUGGGAUGACUCUUAUGCAAAUAUAUAGGAUUUCAAACAAGAACUUGAAAAAAGAAACCCAUGAAGUGUGGCGGAGAUUGAUUUACAGACAAUUGGGAAAUUUAAUGGUGUGUUAGCUGCUGCCACAAGUAUUGGCGGUAACAAUGGUAUGUUUCCAGUAGCCUAUGGUGUGCUUGAGGCAGAGAAUACAAAAUCAUGGACUUGGUUUCUCGCGUCACUAAAAAAAGCGAUUGGUACACCAAAUGGUCUUUUUAUCUCUUCUGACAUGCAAAAAGGCUUGGAAUUAGCUAUUACACAGGUUUAUCCUAAUAUUGAGCAUCGAAAAUGCAUAAGACAUUUAUGUAGCAACUUUAAGGAACAUUUUCGAGAUGCAAUUUCAUGUUUGAAUGAGAACCAUAAAAAGAUAUAGAGUUGAAGUGACAUACGUUAUAAACCGGUUCUUGGUCUCCUUGAUGCAAUUAGAGAAAAGCUUAUGGAACGAUUUGACAAUAAAAGGAGUAAGGUGCAAAAAUGGAAAGGGCCACUUCUACCAAAAGUAAAUAAGUAUCUCAAAACAAUCAUUAAGAACUUGGGUGAAUAUCAAGUUUGUAGAAGCAGUGAUAAUAAAGCAGAAGUGAAGUACAAAGGAUGUCGUUGGGAUGUUGUAUUGGAUGAGAAAAAGUGUAGUUUUCGAAAAUGGCAAGUUACAGGCCUUCCAUGUGUGCAUACAACUGCUUUUAUUGCUUUCACAAGGGAUCCUAAUUGGGAAAAAUAUGUUGAUACAUAUUUCACAGUAGACAAGUUUAAAGAAGCAUAUGCUUUAGAAAUUAGUCCGAUGUCUGGAAAAGAUCAAUGGGUGAAUAUAGAGACAGUCGAAAAGAAUAUACCCUCUUAUUAUAAAACGACCGCCUGGAUGACCUAAAAAGAAUAGAAUUAUACCACAUGAUGAGCCCAAGAAAAGACACAGAUGUCCGCGUUGUAGUAUGUAUGGACACCAUCAAAGGACUUGCAAACAUCCCGUGUAUCAAGGUUUUGAUGAAGCAUCCUCUAGCAAGUGGAAAGAAAACAAAAUAUCAUGAGUUUUUGUUAUGAUGUUCAUUACAUUUAAGUACUUUAAUGCUUGCUGCAUGG
Messenger RNA from Lactuca saligna, 1886 nucleotides. Lineage: Eukaryota; Viridiplantae; Streptophyta; Magnoliopsida; Asterales; Asteraceae. The record is from the annotation of a GenBank genome assembly.